Molecule: messenger RNA, 1023 nt
Organism: Bacidia gigantensis
Lineage: Eukaryota; Fungi; Ascomycota; Lecanoromycetes; Lecanorales; Ramalinaceae
Exons: 1
Coding region: 1-1023 (340 amino acids)
Molecular function (GO): oxidoreductase activity, acting on paired donors, with incorporation or reduction of molecular oxygen; heme binding; monooxygenase activity
Source: RefSeq, a predicted model, not a curated record
AUGUCUGAAGCGGAAGACUGGUCUAUGACCGAGUCCUACGCACAAUUGAAGGUCUCGCUACUAAUUGCCCUACUUGUUCUAGCUUGCAGUGCUUCCGUCGUUAUCGUGAACAGAAAAGGCUCACUGGGCGCGUCAGCGAGUCCAUCCAAAGACUCUUUCAUUAUCCCUUACUGGCUCCCUUAUUUCGGUCAUUUCUUCCACCUCUGGUAUAACUGGCAAGGCUUUUUCCGUCGGGCUAAGAUGACUUCAGCCGUCCAGAGCCUUGUCACUAUCCAGGUACUUGGACAAAGGUGUGCUAUUAUUCUCAAGCCAGACCUUAGCAAAAAAGUAUUCGAGCGACAAGCGUCAUCCCUCAAUCAGAACACUCUCCAUUGGCAUAUGCUAGCCAAUGUGUACGGUGCUGACGCGAAACUUUGGGAAUCUUUCAUGAAAGUUAACCAGGCGCCUUCUUACUACGGAAAUGAAGAACUCGCCUCCGAUCUCACGUUACGCAUCAACGCCUCUUUAGAAAGCCACCUGCCAGAUCUGGUCUCGUUUAGUGAAAGCGCCAUUGACCAGUAUGAGUGGGAACGCUUGGCGAAUGCAACCCUCACGGAGCAGACAUAUGGCAUGAGGUUACGUCCCGCUGUUGAGAUUGAUCUUUUGGCAUUACUGAGGAGCUUCACUGGAGCUAUUCAUCUAACGUCAUUGGUUGGGAGUGAUUUCUCAGACACAUGUCCUUCUGCGUUGAAGGACAUUUCGGAUUUUGAGCACGGAUGGAAAUAUCUGCUCAUUCGUGUAUCACCUUGGCUUCCCAUUCCGCCUCUGACUAAGGCAUAUAUUGCGCGGAGAACGCUCACAAAAGUCAUAAGCUCUUUCUAUGAUGCUCUCCAUGCCGAAGCCAGCAGUGAGCCACUGCCGAGUCAGUGGCGAGAUCUCAGUGAUGUUAGUCCCGUUGUGAAAGCGAGAAGUGCCUUUUGGCGUAACCAAGGGGUGCCAAAAUCUCUGCGUGUUGCCGCUGAUCUAGAAUUCAUAUGGGAGUAG